Naegleria fowleri is the source of this 504-nucleotide messenger RNA. RefSeq lists its product as uncharacterized. The transcript is spliced from 2 exons. The coding region runs from base 1 to 504 and encodes 167 amino acids. The record is from RefSeq and is a predicted model, not a curated record. Lineage: Eukaryota; Heterolobosea; Eutetramitea; Acrasida; Naegleriidae.
AUGUCUCUUCAACACACAGAGCAACCCACUACUGCAAUGCCAUCCUCCAACCCAAAUGCACCACACCACAAUGUACUCACCAUAGGCACUUACAUUCUCUUAAAUUCUUUAAUUUGGGGUGUCACGAAUCCAUUAUUAAAAUAUUAUGGAAGUAAAUCUUUGACAAAUAGAGAGGAUGAUGAUGACAACAAGACAAUUCGGAACACAUCAUCACAUAACAACAAUAUUUUAAAUCAAUUAAUUUCAUUAUUCGGAAAUUGGAAAUUUGUCAUGGUUCAAAUGAUCAAUUGGUGUGGAUCUCUAUUCUUUUUAAUGUUAUUAGGAUAUACAAAUUUAACAACUGCUGUGAUUUGUGUCAAUUCUCUCACUUGUGUCAUUACUGAGCUCACUGAUAUUUAUUUGUUAGGACAUGAAAGAAAGCAUAAAAUGCAAGUAUACACUGGAAUUGGUUUAAUAUUACUUGGAAUUCUCAUUUGUAAUCCUGUACAACAAGAGAAUUCAUGA